UCUCUCUCUCUUUCUCUCUCUCUCUUUCUCUCUGGGGCACUGGACCAGCACACACAUUUAUGUCGAGUUGUGGAUAAGUGUGAACAGUGUUACAUCUAUAGGAGUGUGAUUUGGUAUCAGUGGACUAAUCAGACCUCAGUGUGAACACUGAUGUGAAGAAGCUCAGCUCGACUCGGCUGGUCGGAGAGCAGAGAGAUUUCAGCCAGCGUUACAUUCACAGUCCGCAAAAACGGAGAGGAAUCGCGUAUGAGGCCUCGAAAGUGAAGAGUACAUUGUAGAGAUGGACCUUAAACUACUUUCUAUAUCAGUGUUGUUAGGAAUCAUAUGCUACAGUAGCGCCCAGCCAGAGGGGAACGAGUGCAUCAAGGCUAAUGCUGAAUCCUGUGGUGAUUGCAUCCAAGUAGGGGCCAAGUGUGGGUGGUGCACAGAUACAGAGUUCCUGAAGCAGGGAGAGCCUACGUCGGCACGCUGUGAUGAGCUUGAGUCCUUGAAGAAAAGAGGCUGUUCAGUGUCCAUGAUUGAAAACCCUCAAGGGAGCCUGAAAAUCCUCAAAAACAAACCUGUGACCCACCGCAAGAAAGGAGGCGAGAAACUCAAACCCGAGGACAUCACCCAAAUUCAGCCCCAGAAACUUGCAGUCAGCCUAAGAUCUGGAGAGCCACAAACAAUUAAUCUAAAGUUUAAAAGGGCAGAGGACUAUCCCAUUGACCUGUACUACCUUAUGGACUUGUCCUACUCCAUGAAAGAUGAUCUGGAAAAUGUCAAAAACCUGGGCACCAGCCUGAUGGUGGAGAUGUCUGCAAUCACAUCAGACUUCAGAAUUGGUUUUGGUUCGUUUGUCGAGAAGACAGUCAUGCCCUACAUCAGCACCACCCCUGCCAAGCUUCUGAACCCCUGCACCGGGGACCAGAACUGCACGAGUCCCUUCAGCUACAAGAACGUGCUGAAACUCACCAGUAAUGGUGAGCAGUUCAACACACUGGUGGGUCAGCAGCAGAUCUCAGGCAAUCUGGACUCUCCAGAGGGUGGGUUUGAUGCUAUAAUGCAGGUCGCUGUGUGCGGGGAGCACAUUGGCUGGAGAAACGUCACUCGUUUGCUGGUGUUUUCUACAGAUGCAGGUUUCCAUUUUGCCGGAGAUGGAAAACUGGGUGGAAUUGUGCUUCCUAAUGAUGGCAAAUGUCACCUUGAAAACAACAUGUACACCAUGAGCCAUUAUUAUGAUUACCCAUCAAUAGCACAUCUGGUGCAGAAACUAAGUGAAAAUAACAUCCAGACCAUCUUUGCUGUAACAGAGGAAUUUCAGCCUGUUUAUAAAGAAUUGAAAAACCUCAUUCCAAAGUCUGCAGUGGGAACAUUGUCGGCAAACUCCAGCAACGUGAUCAACCUUAUUAUCGAUGCGUACAAUUCUCUGUCUUCAGAGGUGAUUCUAGAGAACAGCAAGCUGCCUGAAGGAGUCACCAUCACAUAUCAAUCCCGCUGCAAGAACGGAGUAGUAAGUGUUGGAGAGGAGGGACGCAAAUGCUCCAACAUCUCAAUUGGAGAUGAGGUCUCCUUCAGCAUAAACAUUACAGUUAAUGGCUGCCCCAAACAAGGCAAACCUCAGAUCCUAAAGAUCAGACCUCUGGGCUUCACUGAGGAAGUGGAGAUCAAACUGAGCUUUAUCUGUGACUGUGAGUGCCAGAAGAAAGGUAUUGCGAACAGUGACCUCUGCCAUAAUGGCAAUGGCACCUUCGAAUGUGGUGCCUGCAGGUGCAAUAAAGAUCGUAUUGGCCGAGAGUGUGAGUGCUGGAAAGACGAAGUGUCCAGCGAAGACCUGGAAAAGACCUGCCGUAAAGAUAACGCCACUGAUCUCUGCAGCAACAACGGCGAGUGUGUGUGCGGCAAAUGCGAAUGUAAGAAGAGGGACAACCCAGAGGAGUACUACAGCGGCAAGUACUGCGAAUGUGACAACUUCAAUUGCGACCGCUCAAAUAACAAGCUCUGUGGAGGUCAUGGCCACUGUGAAUGCAGAGUCUGCGUUUGUGAUGCUAACUACACAGGAAGUGCAUGCGACUGCUCCUUGGAUAUGUCGACAUGUUUGGCCUCCAACAAUCAGAUCUGUAAUGGCAGAGGCAUGUGUGAAUGUGGAACCUGUAGGUGCACUGAUCCUAAAUUCCAGGGACCCACAUGUGAGAUCUGCCCCACCUGCCCUGGAGUCUGCACUGAACACAAGGCGUGUGUGCAAUGCCGAGCUUUUGGUACAGGAGAAAAGAAGGACACUUGUGAGAGAGACUGCAGCUACUUCACUCUGAUUAAAGUGAAAGAUACAGAUAACCUGCCUCAGCCUGUACAAGCCUUCCCACUCAUGCACUGCAAGGAAAGAGAUGCUAAUGACUGCUGGUUCUACUACACCUACUCCGUCACGAACCACACCGAGGUCCAUGUCGUCGAUACUUUAGAAUGCCCAGCUGGUCCUGAUAUCAUCCCCAUCGUGGCUGGAGUGGUUGCAGGAAUUGUGCUGAUUGGACUAGCCCUUCUGUUAAUCUGGAAAUUGCUCAUGAUCAUUCACGACCGCCGCGAGUUUGCCAAGUUUGAGAAAGAGAAAAUUAAUGCCAAAUGGGAUAUGGGCGAAAAUCCGAUCUACAAGAGUGCCGUUACGACCGUCAUCAAUCCCAAAUACGAGGGCAAAUAAUGCACAUCUCCCCUGUGCAUAGAGCCAUAUACUUUCAUUUCAUUUUUGAAUUUAUUUCUCCCAUUUCAAGUUCUUUUCAUUUUAUUUUGUAGAACUAUGCAUUUCUGUUGUUAGGACACAACCUUUUGUGCCUCCUCUGUUUUAUUGCAAAACCUGUACAGUGUGUAAAGACUUUAUCAGCAUCUGAAGCUCUUGUUUAGGGUACUUUUUAUUUCCCUUGGUUCCACACAUUUACCGAACAUUCUCGAUACUCGAGACUCCUUUUAAUCUUUCAAAAGCGAUGCAUAAGGUAUGAAGUGAACCUUUAUUAUGACAGUUCAUAAAUAUCCACCCAAGUCUACAUUUCUGUUAGAGACAACUAAAAAGCAUCAUGCAGCAGCAUCAUUGUGAAUGUGUAACAUCCGACAUGACAAUCAGGAAUAAGGAAUAUUGUUUAUUUGUCUUGGUGUCUUUUUAUUAUGCUAAUGAAUUUAGAGAUACUUGCUUAGCAUGUAGUGAAGUCAUGUUACAGGCAUAUGUUAUUUGCUGUUAUGUUAUAUUUCAGAAUAUAACAUAACAUUUAAAACAUUUUUCUGAUUUGAGAACAUAAUCUACGGCGAUUUUAUGCCACACCUACAGACGCUUUGGGGCAUUUCACUCAUAAACGCACAUGGCUUUGGUCAGAUUUUCUUUCUUAUUCUAAUUCUCUACUACAAAUGAUGUUAUAUAUCUGACAUCAACCUGUAAAGAUCAUAUACUUUUGUAUGCAAUCCUGAAAUCAGUAUGAUGUCUGUCAUUAAAGCCCCUAGCAAAAGAAAAAUCUGUCAGUGAAAAAGAGUCAGGAUUCCAUCCUAACCUGCUACUUAAUUACAGUUGAAAGGUAUAAUUAUAAGAAAACUCAGAUUUUCCAUUUGAUCAGUAAAUUGUGGGUAUGUCAGACUGCGUUAUGAUUAUCAGUGUUGUUUCUCUGGCAACACAAAUCUGUCAUUACUUUCUGAUCUACAUUAGUAUAAAUCUUUGCAUACUUAUACAAGGAUAAGUAUCAUUUUCUCUGAUACAGUGACACACAAUGUUAUGAGGUUAUCAUUUAUUGUACUUAAAUAUUUAAACCACUGAUGACUUUUUUUUUUUAAAAAAACAAGAAAAAACUGUUAGGUUUGUGAACGCCUUUAUGGAACAUGGUUAUGUGGUUAAACUUUUGAUUCUGUUCUAUUGUUUAAAAUUAUGUGCUUACUUUUAAAAUGAAGAUAGUUUUGACAUAUCUUCUGCAACUACCAAGACAUAGAACUGGAAAAUUCUUGAUAUUUGAUGUAUAAUGCAGUAUUAUAUUACCCAAGAUGCCUCAAAUCCUAGCUAGUCUUUUAAUUUACAAGUGCCUUUUUAACAUGUUCCCUAUUGCCAUGCUGUUUGGAAAUUAUUUAUUAAAACCAACUCUUAAAAACA
This is a messenger RNA of Tachysurus vachellii, 4093 nucleotides long. RefSeq names its product integrin, beta 1a (gene itgb1a). Gene Ontology annotation, molecular function: integrin binding; C-X3-C chemokine binding; laminin binding. Gene Ontology annotation, cellular component: cell surface; focal adhesion; integrin complex. The transcript is spliced from 16 exons. NCBI's taxonomy places the organism in Eukaryota, Metazoa, Chordata, Actinopteri, Siluriformes, Bagridae. The record is from RefSeq and is a predicted model, not a curated record. The coding region runs from base 281 to 2671 and encodes 796 amino acids. Gene Ontology annotation, biological process: cell-matrix adhesion; integrin-mediated signaling pathway; cell migration.